UCCUCCUACGGACCCCGAGCCGACUCCCCCUCCCUUUUCCCCCCUCCCCCCUUUCCUCCUCCUGCACCUGCUCCGGCCGCCUCUGCUUCUCGUGCCUCACCCGCUCCCAGCCCCGCCCGAGCCCAGCUGGGGCUCUCCGAGAAGCUAUCCCCUAUACCCCUUAGCUCCCCCCCCAUUCCAGGCUCCAUCAAACCCUGAACCCCCGCUAGGUUCUUCCUCACCCUAACCCCCCAUUAGUCUCUCCAGACCCUCCACUCCCAGCCCGCUCCCUAGCAUCCUACCCAAUCCCGACGCCCCCGCCUUCCAGACUGCUCCCCCCGCCCCAACUCCGGAGACUCCUCUGUCAUCCAGGGCCCUGCGGCUUCCAGAGUCCCCCUCAUCGCUCCCUGGGUCCAAGGCUUGGUUGCCCUGAGCCCCCAGCGCCAUUUCCCAGCCCUUCCCCCCUGCCUUCCAGUAACACCGAUUCUUUCCCACUCCCCCCCCCCACCCCUUUUCUCCAGGCUCCCCCCCUCCCCAGCCCAGGUCCCGCCCUAGCCCCUCCUCCCCUCUCUCGGAACAGAGUCCUGACUGCCGGGGGUGGGAGGGGAGGGGAGGCGCGUGUCCGAUGACCCGUCCCGUCGCUGCCUCGGCAAGGGAGCAUCCAGGGUAGCCACGUCUGCCUCGCCAGUGGGGACUCGGAAACCUCCACCAGCUAAGGCCGACUGCCCGCGGAGAGCGUCUGCCCUAACAGCUGUCUGCCUGUCUGUCUGUCUGUCUGUGCCGCCGCUGCAGGAGAUUCUAGUGGAAAGAACCCUGGCACCACAGUCAAGUGGGGUCUGAGAUUCAAAUCCUGUCUCUGGCACUUACUAGUUCUACAACAGUGGACAAACCAUUUAAUCCUUUGGAGCCUCAUCUGUAAAAAGGAGGAUGCUGAGCGACCUGUAUGAGUGGUUUUGGAAAGAUGAGUACUGGUUCCCUCCUGGGUACUCAUGGGCCGACACGGAGGAUUCAGAUGGGGUCACCUACCCGCACCCCAGGGACCUGCUGGCAUCCAUUCCCAUAGCAUUGGUCUUAACGGUCAUCAGAUUUGGCUUUGAGAGGGUCAUCGCAAUGCCCCUGAGCAGGGCUUUGGGCGUGCGUGAUCGACUCAGGGUCAAGGCUGCCCCCAACCCCAUCCUGGAGGCCUUUUUCCGGACCCACAAUAAGGAUCCAAAAGAGGCUCAGCUAAGUCACCUGGCCAAUCAGUGCGGCCUCUCUGUGAGGCAGGCCCAGCGCUGGUUCCGACGUCGGAGAAACCAGGAGCGACCGUUACUAAGCAAGAAAUUCUGUGAAGCCUGUUGGAGAUUUUUAUUUUACUUCUCUUCUUUCUUUGGAGGCUUCCUCGUGCUCUACAAUGAAACAUGGUUGUGGGAGCCCAAGACAUGCUGGGACAGAUACCCCUUCCAGCCUCUGCAGCCUGCCAUGUACUGGUGGUACCUCCUUGAACUUGGCUUUUAUCUCUCCUUGCUGCUGACUAUACCCUUUGAUGUUAAGAGGAAGGACUUAAAGGAGCAGGUCAUCCAUCACUUUGUCACUGUCAUCUUGAUCGGAUUCUCUUAUUCCGCCAAUCUCCUGCGCAUUGGUACCUUGGUGUUACUGCUACAUGACAUAUCUGACAUUCUCAUGGAGGCCUGUAAAAUGUUUAAUUAUGCACAACGGAGGCUUAUCUGUGACACACUCUUCGUCAUCUUUGCCCUGGUGUUCAUCGUCAGCCGGCUCAUUCUCUUCCCAACCAAAAUUCUCUACACCACCUACUAUGAUUCCAUGAUCAAAUUUCAGCCCUUCUUUGGAUACUAUUUCUUCAAUGCCCUCCUCAUGGUUCUCCAGGUCCUGCAUGUCUUCUGGUCUGGCCUCAUCCUCCGGAUGGUCUACAAGUUUCUUUUAGCUGGCAGGAUGCAGAAUGACAUCAGGAGUGACUUGGAAGAACAGAACACAAGUGAUGAGCAGCCCGAGGCACCCCGACAGAAGAACGGGAGGCUCCAGCCCAUUGACAAAACAGACACUUGUAACCUUCCCCGGGCUAGGGUUGCUCGGGGGGCUGAGCCCAGCCAGCUGGCCAAUGGGCACACCCCUGCGACAUAGCCCGGCUCGGCUCGGGGGCCAUCAGAUGGUCUGACUCAGGGAUGACACCUGAAUGACUAAUCUGCAGACUGUCUGAGGACUCGGUUGUCAUGGGGGAUCUCCUAGAAUGUGAGGGAGCACGGACUCUAUAGGCCCGGACUAGGACCCUUUACUUGUUUCUCCAUCUCAUCUCUGUCCCCACCUCUGCUGGACUUGAGGGAGGAAGAAGAAAGAGAGAAUCUCGGCAGAAGAAUUGGGGGUGGGCUUAAUGAUCUUUCUCCUGAAGAGCCUUUACCCUGAGCCAGUGCCCCUGGACUGGCUGUUAAGGCUUUAGAAAGCCAGGGUGAUGGGGGGUACGAGGGGAAGGCUCUUUUUCUGCUGUGCAGGUACCCCUGAGGAGAAAGCUGAGGGACCCCUUCGAGGACCCUUCCACCACCCCCUCAGGGCCGCCCUACAUCCCCAGGGAGGCUCAGAAGGAGCAGGCUUCUUCCUGAGCCAAUGAGAGGGACCUGGGCUUCUAGGCCUGGGUCUGGAUUGGGCUGACCAUCCUCAGCCCUCUCUCCCUAUCCCAGCCUGAAGCCUCACCUCCACAACCUCGAGAGAACAGGGAAGCCCAUUCAGGAUAGGGAUGGUGGGGUGCAUUCUGGGUUUUCCCAGACCCAGAGAGGGAACAAUAAAACUUGAAUGGAGUAGUUUUCACUGUC
Messenger RNA from Dromiciops gliroides (monito del monte), 2783 nucleotides. RefSeq names its product ceramide synthase 4-like. NCBI's taxonomy places the organism in Eukaryota, Metazoa, Chordata, Mammalia, Microbiotheria, Microbiotheriidae. The record is from RefSeq and is a predicted model, not a curated record. Gene Ontology annotation, biological process: ceramide biosynthetic process. Gene Ontology annotation, cellular component: membrane. The coding region runs from base 907 to 2100 and encodes 397 amino acids. Gene Ontology annotation, molecular function: DNA binding; sphingosine N-acyltransferase activity. The transcript has 12 exons.